AUGUCGACACCACCCGUAUUCGCCUCGGAAAUCCGGCAGAUGAUGUACGUCGCGGGGGAGACUGAGAGCGCAUCCACAGAAGCCGUGUCCCUGAUCGAGAGCAUCAUCAGAAAUCAAGUCAUUCACCUGAUAACCACAGCUGACGAGUAUGCUUCCCGGCGUGGCAGUCGGGUCUUCUCCAACAACGACCUAAUCUUCCAAUUUCGACACGACGCUGCGCGAGUCGAAAGAGUACAAAAGUUUCUCGCGUUAAAGGCCCUGCGAAGAUCAUCAAAGGCCGAUGACGAAGACGUGGAAAAAGUGGAGGUUGAAGAUGCCGACACGAUGCAAAGCGGUUUGGGCGAUGCAUUGGAGACGAGCAGAGCUGUUGCCGCCUCAGCCAGGCUUCCUUGGGACAUCAACACUCUGUACGGUGAGCUCCCACCAGGUCCAGCGGAUUCGGCCGCAUGCGAGGAGCAAGAUGCGACGAAUCUAGAAAAGUUGCGGGCUGCCGAUGCCAAGACACUCAACAUGACUGUCGCCGAGUAUACAACAUGGUCAGAAUACCGCCACGCUUCCUUUACCAGGCGUCGUGUGGUGAAAUUCCGGCAAUGGUGCGGACUGGGUGUCGUGGCGGACCACAAGGCCAGCGACGACGUGUUGGAUAUUCUGGGCUUCUUGACAAGCGAGAUGGUGCACCGACUGACCGUCAUGGCCCUGGGCCUGCAGGAACGUGAGACUCGUCGGAGGCUCCUCCUAUACGGGGAGCAGAAUACCGAAAUGCGAGGCUUCGCAUCGCUGAUGGGGUUGAAUCAGGACCAACAGGCGAGAUUGCCAGUAGAGUGCCGUCAUAUUCGACAUGCAUAUGAUAUGACGCAAAGCGCGAGUACAGCUCACGGCGCCAGGCGGAAGGGGAUACGGUCCACGAAGAUGCUGUGCCUUAUAUGA
Metarhizium brunneum ARSEF 3297 is the source of this 927-nucleotide messenger RNA. Its product is annotated as SAGA complex subunit spt3. Gene Ontology annotation, molecular function: transcription coregulator activity; protein heterodimerization activity. Gene Ontology annotation, cellular component: SAGA complex. Lineage: Eukaryota; Fungi; Ascomycota; Sordariomycetes; Hypocreales; Clavicipitaceae. Gene Ontology annotation, biological process: transcription by RNA polymerase II. The record is from RefSeq and is a predicted model, not a curated record.